This is a messenger RNA of Blepharisma stoltei, 804 nucleotides long. The record is from the annotation of a GenBank genome assembly. Lineage: Eukaryota; Ciliophora; Heterotrichea; Heterotrichida; Blepharismidae.
AUGGAGAGAUAUGUUUCCGGGCGAGAUUCAAUGCACACAGAUCGCUCUCUUAACUCAAGUAAAAUUGAAAUCUUUGAGCAAGACUUCAGUGUUGACGGGUCAGACUUAAGCCUUUAUGACUCUUUUAGUUUUUCCAAGCAAUCAGCCGCAAGGCGUUUCGCAGAACGAAAUCAAAUCCAACGCAAACGAAGCCCUAAAAAGAAAUAUACAUUUAAAGGCCCUACAAACUUUGAAUAUGAAAAGCUUCUAGCAAUUUCAGAAAUUCGUUAUAUACAAAUGUAUGACCAAUUAAAAAGAGCUUUGCUGAGGAAUAAGAAAAUCAUGUGCAUGAAUAUAAUAUACGCUAUAAGAAAAUUCAAACCUUUAGUAUUGGCUGCUUAUAGGAUGAUAUUGCGUAUGAAUUUAAGAAAAUGAAAAUGCAAUACAACGAUGCGGAAAACAAAUAAAAGAAAAAUGAAUUCUUGAGGAGAAAAAAUCUCAGGAUUUUUGCGUCAAUGGAGAAGAAUUCAUCAGAGAAAUUUGCUUUCAGCUUUAUUGGUAUUUAAAAUGAGAGGGAUUCAGAACGCUUUGAUAUUAAAAUCAAGAAAAUCUUCAGAUGCCCAACUCAGCUUAAAUUUGACGUCAAUCCCAUUUACGCCUUCAUCGCAGUCUAUAAAUUCUUCAAGAUUAACUGCAUCUCCUGUAAAAUCUUCAAAGCUGGAUGAAAGCACUAAAAAAGAAUUUAAAAAGGCAAUCAAAGGGAAAUUUAAAGAUGAAGAACAAGUUAUAACCCGCCCUGGUGGGCUUAUGAGAUAUUUUAGAUAA